Scomber japonicus (chub mackerel) is the source of this 2027-nucleotide messenger RNA. RefSeq names its product fibrillarin (gene fbl). Gene Ontology annotation, biological process: rRNA methylation; box C/D sno(s)RNA 3'-end processing. Bases 68 to 1027 code for a protein of 319 amino acids. NCBI's taxonomy places the organism in Eukaryota, Metazoa, Chordata, Actinopteri, Scombriformes, Scombridae. The transcript has 9 exons. The record is from RefSeq and is a predicted model, not a curated record. Gene Ontology annotation, cellular component: small-subunit processome; Cajal body; nucleolus. Gene Ontology annotation, molecular function: rRNA methyltransferase activity; histone H2AQ104 methyltransferase activity; RNA binding.
UCAACGAAUAAGAGAAGAAGGAUCCGUUCUACGGCAAGCAUCGAUUUACCGAUUUACAUCUGAUAACAUGAGGCCAGGGUUCAGUCCUCGUGGGGACCGAGGAGGGAGAGGGAGAGGUGGUGGGAGAGGAGGAUUUGGUGACCGGGGAGGAUUUGGUGACCGGGGAGGAUUUGGUGGACGGGGAGGAUUCAGAGGAGGAAGAGGUGGAUUCAGGUCCCCAGAAGGUGGAGGAUUUCGAGGCAGAGGAGGUGGCAGAGGCACCCCGAGAGGGAGAGGAGGAAGAGGUGGCAGAGGAGGUUUUGGAGCAGGGAAGAAAGUCUUAGUCGAGCCACACAGACAUGAAGGGGUGUUCAUCAGCAGAGGGAAGGAGGAUGCUCUGGUGACCAAGAACAUGGUGGUGGGAGAGUCUGUGUAUGGAGAGAAGAGGAUCAAUGUGGAGGAAGGAGAGAAUAAGAUUGAAUACAGAGCUUGGAAUCCUUUCCGCUCCAAGCUGGCAGCAGCCAUCUUAGGAGGAGUAGACCAGAUCCAUAUCAAGCCCGGAGCAAAGGUCAUGUACCUGGGAGCUGCUUCUGGGACCACAGUGUCCCACGUUUCUGACAUUGUCGGGCCGGAAGGGCUAGUGUAUGCUGUGGAGUUUUCUCAUCGAUCAGGUCGGGAUCUACUCAAUGUGGCAAAGAAACGCACCAACAUCAUUCCCAUCAUUGAAGAUGCGCGGCAUCCACACAAGUACCGCAUGUUGGUUGGCAUGGUGGAUGUGAUUUUUGCUGAUGUUGCCCAGCCUGACCAGACGAGGAUUGUUGCUUUGAAUGCUCACAACUUCCUGAAGAACGGAGGACACUUUGUUAUCUCCAUCAAGGCCAACUGUAUCGACUCUACAGCGGCUCCAGAGGCAGUGUUUGCCUCAGAGGUGAAGAAGAUGAGUGCUGAGAACAUGAAACCACAGGAACAGCUCACGCUGGAGCCCUAUGAGAGAGACCACGCUGUGGUGGUGGGCAUCUACAGACCUGCACCUAAACAGAAGAAAUGAGGUGUGGAAGAAACCUCUGGGAAAAGGAUUACCUUUUUCCAGCCACAAUCUGUCAUAUUUUCAUUUUUGUCUGUUGCCCUUCUCUUCACCCAACACCCACUGCUGGAGGCUCUUUCUAUAACUGAUAAAGUUGGAGCACAUUACAUGACAUUUGGUUACCUCAGUUGAUUGCCAAACAAGUCAUCUUGUUAAUUGUUUAUAUAUUAUGGUUCACAUCUGAUUUAACCUCCCUUAUUUCACAUAUUAUGCACAAGUGAUACAAAUAUUGGUGAUAUAAUCAAGUCUGUGUUCCUGUGCAACCACAUACAAGGAAGGUUAUGUAAAAGUAAGACAGUGGUCUAGUGUUGAAUAUCCAGUGUUGUGUAUUUUGUCCCCAGCCUAGGAUUAGUUGUCAAGGAAAUUUUGAAUUCACCAGCCGCUACCUUGUGAGCAAGUAACUCAUCUGAGGAGUAUUUUAACAGAAAAACAGGAUAAGGUGUUUAAAUCCUGAAAGCUUUAGUUAAACGGGGCUUCUAUGUUGUUACUCAAGUUUGAAUAGUUACUACAAGGCUCCUGGUCAUUUUUUUAUUUUUUUUUAUUGAAUGUCCUUUUUUAAAAAAAAAACUCUUCUGGUCCUCUGCUACUGAUCCCAGACAACACAUCUCACAUUGUUAGGGAUAUCCCAUGUAUCCACAACUCAUACCCCAGACAGCUAUGAAAUAUUUGUAUAUGCCAUUUCAGAAAUUGCAUAUGGUAAAACACACUUUGUGCUAAUACACUGUAUGUACUUUUGGUAGCUGAUGUGAAUAACAUAUUCAAGUCUGCAUAAUAUCUACUCUGUCAAAUGGUGAGCUGGUAAACUGAUGCUGUGUGUGUAUACAAAUACAGAUCCUGAUUAGUAAUUUGGAUAGUUUAUUUCGUUAUGAAGCAGAGUGGUGGUUGAUAACUUGCAACAAUGUAUGCUUAAGUUUUUUUUUAUAUAACUGGCAACUUUGUUAUAAUAAAGUAUUUGAUUCUUGUU